Messenger RNA from Episyrphus balteatus (marmalade hoverfly), 2480 nucleotides. RefSeq names its product thioester-containing protein 1 allele R1-like. NCBI's taxonomy places the organism in Eukaryota, Metazoa, Arthropoda, Insecta, Diptera, Syrphidae. The record is from RefSeq and is a predicted model, not a curated record. The coding region runs from base 25 to 2406 and encodes 793 amino acids. Gene Ontology annotation, cellular component: extracellular region. The transcript has 9 exons. Gene Ontology annotation, molecular function: endopeptidase inhibitor activity.
GAAACGCAACCUGGUGUUCCAGUUAUGAUAAAUGUUACAACUGAUGAAGGAUCUUACGUUGGUCUAAUGGCACUUGAUCAAAGAGUUUUACAAAAUUCAAAUAACAAAUACGACUUAACAGAAGAUCUGGUUUUUACGAAACUUCGAAAUUAUGAUUCUUUAAGUAUCGAUUCGAGUCCAUUUCCUGGUUUAAAAGCAGGACUUGUAACUUUCUCCAAUGCAAUGACAGAAUCUGGAUCAGGAAUUGGUCAGGAACACAGUUUUCUUGCAAGUGGUAUAGAUGGUCAGGAAAAGACUGGAGUUUUCGAAAAACCAACUAUAGAACUACCACGAGUUCGAAAACUUUUUUCUGAAAGUUGGUUGUACAAAGAUUUUGAGAGGACUUCAGAUACGGGAUUGAGUUUUUUGGAAACCGUUCCGGAUACCAUCACUUCUUGGGCCAUUACUGGAUUUUCACUAAAUCCAAAAACUGGAUUAACUCUAACAAAACAUCCAACCGAAUUGAAAGUUUUUCAAAAAUUCUUCGUUUCAUUCGAUUUACCUAAUUUGGUUAAACAAGGCGAAAUGAUUGAGGUCCCUAUUUACCUAGCCAAUUAUAUGAACAAAGAUGCUUUGACAGAUGUGAAAAUAGAAAGGAGUAGUGAAGAUUUAGAAAUUCUAAAAAAUCCUGAGACUAUUCUAGGGUCUGAAGAAGGAAUUUCAAAACUUCUUCCUGCAAAUGGAAGAGACAAAAUUAUAAUUUUUAUAAAACCACUCAAAAUGGGUCAAUUUAAUAUAACUGUAAAAGCUUUUACAUCGAUUGCAAGUGAUGCCGUUCAAAAGACUCUUAAUGUCAAAUCUGAAGGCAUUCCCAAGACCAUAUCUAAGACCUUACUGAUCCAUUUACCCGAAGAAGGCAUCCAAAAUGACGAAAUCACUUUUGAUAUUCCUGAAAACGCUAUUCCUGCAUCUCAAAAAAUUGAAAUCUCAGUAGUUGGUGAUAUAUUUCGACCUUUGAUGAGAAGUCUGGAAAAACUAGCUCGAGUUCCACAUGGAAAUGGAGAAGACAAUAUGCGAGUUAUUGUGUCAAACUUAUUAGUUUUAAAGUACUUUCAGGCUCUCAAUUAUACAAAUCCCAGCUUAGAAAGCAAAAUAAGGCUACACUUAGAACUGGGCUAUCAAAAUCAGUUAUGUUUCAAACAUUUAGAUGGUUCUUUUGGACUUUUCGAUCGAAGUGUAGAAAGAAGUGGUGAUUUUUGGCAAACUGCUUUUACAUUGUGGGGAUUACAUCAAGUUAGCAGUGUUAUUGAAAUAGAUUCGAAAGUUCGAGAAAGAGGGUUAAACUACCUGAAGAGUAAACAACUUGGAAACGGGUGUUUUAAAUCAAAUAGUGGAGUUUUUGAAGAUGAUGUUAAAUUCACAGCUUUUGGUUUGAUAGUAUUUUUAAUGGAUAAUCAUUCGAAAACUAUAUACAGCGAAGUAGUUUCUAAAGGUCUUCAAUAUUUAUCUGAAAAUUCAGACAAUAUGGAACUAUCUUCAGUUUCAAUUUUGUCAACAUAUGUUCUGCUACUGGGAAGACAUGAAAAGGCUAAAGAAUGUCUUCAAAAGUUAUCGAGACAUUCUCGUUUGACAAGUAAACGAAUGCUGAAGACAAAACCAGAUACAUUGGAAUCUCAAAUUGAAACAACUGCUGAGAAUUUGAUAAAUCUCUUCGAAUCUCAAGAGCAUAAAAGGCAAACUUUGUUACACAUUGUUCGAGGAUUAAUAACAUUUGAAGAAGAAGUUUCACCUCUAACUUCUCUGAUAGCUCUUCGAGCAAUGAUUUUAUUUGUUGAUGAUCUUCAUUUGAAUAGAAAAAAUCUUGACAUUGGUUUUAAUGAUGAUGUCAGCAGUUCUGGAAUUUUUCAAGUUAAUUUUGAAAAUUCUCAAGUCUUGCAAACACAAAAGCUUUCUGAAAAUUCUCGAAGGAUACAUUUUCAAAGCAAAGGAUAUGGAUUUGCUGUGGUAGAUGUUAAAUAUGAGUACAAUUUAGUGCCAGCUGAAAAUAAAUUCCCAUCGACUUAUGCUACAAAUAUAACAACUCAGAGUUCUGCGGGGGCAUUGAGUGUAUUGGAAAUUUGUGUAAACGUUCUUGGAUAUAUUAGUCCGGAUGAUCUAACAAUCAUGGAAGUUAAUCUUCAAUCUGGUUAUAUUUUUGAUGAGACAAAUUUGGAAGAUAUUAAAAACUUGGCCAAGGCGAUUGAAUUAAAUGAUGAUCGUGAAAAAGUGACAAUUUAUUUUGACAAAAUCGAUUAUAAUGGAAUUUGUUUGAAACUAGGAGCACUUGAAGUGUAUAAAGUUCUUGAUGCUAAACCUGGAUGGGUAAUUCUGUAUAGUACAGACAGAAAGGAUGAACAAACUACAAAAUCUUUUUAUAUAAAUAAAUGAUUGAUGGUUUUAUUGACUGAUAACAACCCAAAGAUAUAAAAGUUAAUGGCAAAAUUUGUACAUAUUUUCUAAGC